Elaeis guineensis (African oil palm) is the source of this 989-nucleotide messenger RNA. Its product is annotated as BAG family molecular chaperone regulator 1. Gene Ontology annotation, cellular component: cytoplasm. NCBI's taxonomy places the organism in Eukaryota, Viridiplantae, Streptophyta, Magnoliopsida, Arecales, Arecaceae. Gene Ontology annotation, biological process: protein stabilization. The record is from RefSeq and is a predicted model, not a curated record. Gene Ontology annotation, molecular function: protein-folding chaperone binding; adenyl-nucleotide exchange factor activity.
GUUGGCAGAAAAGAAACCACCGGCUGUUUCUUUUUUGUGAGAGAGAGAGAGAGAAAAGAGAGAGAGUUGGGGGGUUUCCGGCGGCCGAUGAUGUGGAGAACGGUGUCGGACGGGGGAUCAUCGGCGGCCCAGGGGGAGGAGGCGGAGGGUGGUGAGAUGGAGUGGGAGAUGAGGCCCGGGGGGAUGCUGGUCCAGAAGCGGCAGGCGGAUCUCGGGGCGGCGGCGGCGCCGGUCGUGCGAGUGCGGAUCUCGCACGGCGCCGUCAGGUACGAGGUCUCCGUCAGCUGCCUCGCCACGUUCGGGGAGUUGAAGAAGCUUCUGACGGCGGAGACGGGGUUGCAGCCGGGGGAGCAGAGGCUGAUGUACAGAGGGAAGGAGAGAGGAGACGGCGAGUUUUUGGAUCUUUGCGGAGUGAAAGACCGGUCUAAGGUGGUGCUGAUCCAGGACCCGACGAGCCUUGAGAGGAGACGCGUGGAGAUGUGGAGGAAUGCAAGGAUCCAGAGCGUCCACCAGGCCAUCUCUGAUGUUUCUCUCGAGGUCGACAAGUUGGCCGACCAGGUAACUACCAUAGAAAAAUCCAUAUCCAAUGGGAAUAAGGUUGCAGAAGUACAGAUCACAACAUUGAUUGAGUUGCUUAUGAGACAAGCAGUCAAACUAGAUAGUAUCCCUACUGAAGGAGAUGCUUCUUCCCAGAAAAAUCUACUGGCUAAGAGGGUGCAAAAGUGUGUUGAAACUUUAGAUGUCCUCGAGAUCUCAAAUGCCAAAUUAAAGCCUGUAGUGGUUACAACUAUGUGGGAGACAUUUGAUCCCCCAACAAAGACACCAUGGGAAUUUUUUGACUGAACAUUCUCCCCAGUUUUGCCCUACUCUUCUUUCAUUCAUUUAAUGUACUUUAUAAUUAGUAGGCCAUGAACAAGCAAAGUGUAUUUAUACCUUCUAUCAAUCGAUCAGCUCAAUAAAAGGACUCUAUCUGCCAGUCUUGGUUGAUC